GGCUCGGGGCUCAAGUAAAGCCAGCUGUAGAGAAAAACAUCCUGCCCAGAUUCCAGCAAAGCUUUGAUAUUCGGCAGGAUCAUAAACAAUGUAGCUGACUUCCGUCCCUUGUAGUAGAAAGAAUAGGGAAAACAAUCAAUGAUGGUUAAUGAUUUCUGAAGGACGAUACUGCACGCUUGCAGCCCAUAUUAAGUGGAGCAAACUCUUGGAACUCAUUUCAGGAGCUACUUCUUCUGAUCAGCCUCCCUCUCCCUCACACUCUUCCCUGGGGAACUCAGUCUGUCGCCGAGGUUCACCUCAGGGCAUGAUGACGAUGAAAGGCAGACCUGAGGAUCCCACUGUGACGGGCAACAGCAUGAAGAAGCCCGAAUCGGCGUCUGGCCCAAAAUGCUGUGCUCCAAAUCUGAAGAUGUUCAUUGGAGUCCUUGCCCUAAGCUACUUCUCAAAGUCCUUAUCUGCGAGUUACAUGAAAAGCACCAUCACUCAGAUUGAAAGGAGGUUUGAGAUCCCCAGCUCCACUGUAGGCAUCAUCGACUGCAGCUUCGAGAUUGGAAACCUACUGGUGAUUGUUGUGGUGAGCUACUUUGGAGCAAAGUUCCACAGGCCGAAGAUCAUUGGGACAGGUUCUUUCCUGAUGGCCUUAGGUACCAUCACCAUGGCACUGCCUCACUUCUUCAUGGAACGAUACAACUACGAGAGCAUGGCAAAAGCAUCUCAGGUGGCAUUGCCUGGGAAUCACUCCUGGAUGUCUCCAUGCUCGGCUUCUCCUCAGAAUGUGCAACAGCAGCUUCCUUCUGGCUGUGAUAAUGUCAGCGAGGAUGGCUCCCGCAUGUGGAUAAUAGUUCUCCUGGGGAAUAUGCUGCGUGGCAUUGGCGAGGCUACCAUCACACCUCUUGGCGCAUCCUUUAUUGAUGACUAUGCCCGGCCGGAGAACUCCGCCUUCUACAUCGGGUGCCUCCACACCAUCGCUUUGAUUGGGCCUAUGUUUGGUUACAGCCUCAGCUCGCUGUGCGCCCGACUCUAUGUGGAUAUUGGCUUUGUGAAUUUGGACAGUGUGACUAUCACUGUUCAGGACUCACGCUGGGUGGGAGCCUGGUGGCUUGGCUUCCUGGUGGCAGGUACCUUCAAUCUGGUGAUCUCAAUCCCUUUCUGGUUCCUGCCUCGGGAACUCCCGGAGGAUGGACAGGUCAUGCUCCACUCUUCAACCAAGCCUUCCAGAGAUAAACACAAGCCUAACAUCAUGGAGAUAGCCAAAGGGUUUCUGCCAUCACUGAAGAUCUUGCUCACCAGUAAGAUCUACGUCCUGUACUUAGUGACGAGCAUCAUGAUGUUCAACGGUUUAGCCAUCAUCCUCACCUACACACCAAAGUACUUUGAGCAGCAGUUCGGUCAAAGCGCAUCCACAGCAAACAUGUUCUUGGGGGUGGCCACCAUGCCUGCAGUGUGCCUGGGAAUCUUUUUCAGUGGGAUCAUCAUGAGGAGAUUCAAACUAGACAUGGUGGGGGCUGCCAAGGUGGCUUUCUGGACGUCCAUUGGUGGUUUUCUCUGCACCAUCCCACACUUUGCCCUGAACUGCAAGAACACGGAUGUGGCAGGACUGACCGUUCCAUACCCAGGGGCCGAGUCUUCAAUCAUGUCUGGAACUGCGGUGCUGUCCUCAUGCAAUGCUGCCUGCAAGUGUCCAGAAAGCCAGUGGGACCCCAUCUGUGGCCCCGACGGCAUCACCUAUGUCUCACCCUGCUUUGCCGGCUGCACAAACACCAGUGGUUCUGGUCGAAACAUGACAUUUCAUGGAUGUAGUUGUGUCCUGAGCACCGGAGCAAGCGUCACAGAUGCAUCCAUGGUUUUAGGGCAGUGUCCCCGAGAAGACAAAUGUUCCAGAAUGUUCUACUUCUACCUGGCCCUGCAGUCCUUGAGCUUCUUCAUUUACUCCUUGGGGUCCGUGCCCCUCUUUAUCAUCUGUCUCAGGAGUGUGGAACCAGAACUUAAAUCACUGUCUACAGGAAUUCUCAUGUUGGUUCUGAGAGUGUUGGGUGGAAUACCUGCACCAAUCUACUUUGGGGCCCUGAUUGACUCCACGUGCCUGAAGUGGGGAAGCAGAAAGUGUGGUGGGCGUGGUGCCUGUAGGAUGUACAACAUCCAAACCUUCAGGUUUCUCUUCCUGGGGAUGAUUAGCUGCCUGAGAAUGUGUGGCUAUGUGCUGCUGUGGGUGACCAUCAUUCAGAUGAAGAAGAAAGCCGAGCGGCAGAAGCACAAGUGUCCCGCUGAGGACGAGGAACUGGAACUGAAGCGUAAGCUGAACGCUCAAACCAACCUAAAUACAGAGGAGGACAUUCAGCAUUCUGAGUCCCUAGCAUAAGAAAGACGGCUUGCAAUGAAGGAGACCCACGGGAAAAAGGCUUUUUGGAACAACUAAGCCUUAUUGGGACAGAUAGUCCUAACUGGGGAAGAUACACAAGGGUGAGCAACAUACCUUGUCAAAGCAAAUGAUAACCUUACGACAUCUGGCUGGGAGAUACACACACACACACACACACACACACACACACACACACACACACACACACCACAACCAUUUCAGUGAAACACUUGCCACAAAACACAUAGAUAUGGCACUGCCGUUGAGGAAAUCUCUGGUCAGAUGAAUGAAUAUCAUUUCAUCAUGAAUGUUUCAUUAUGGACAAAACAGGGUGAGUAUACAGCUUUAAGAAAACAUGAUAUGCUAUUUGGGAGGGGCAUGCACAUAUUGUUUUUACUCAAUUAUAUAUGUGUGUGUGUGUGUGUGUGUGUGUGUGUGUGUGUGUAUUACUUAAAUAAACAUUUGAGAAAAUGAA
Messenger RNA from Brienomyrus brachyistius, 2834 nucleotides. RefSeq names its product solute carrier organic anion transporter family member 1C1-like. Gene Ontology annotation, biological process: transmembrane transport; sodium-independent organic anion transport. Bases 149 to 2359 code for a protein of 736 amino acids. Gene Ontology annotation, molecular function: protein binding. The transcript is spliced from 15 exons. Lineage: Eukaryota; Metazoa; Chordata; Actinopteri; Osteoglossiformes; Mormyridae. Gene Ontology annotation, cellular component: membrane. The record is from RefSeq and is a predicted model, not a curated record.